AUGCGUAUUUACAGGUUGCAAAACAGUUUGGUCGCGUUGUUUUUCUUUGCAGUUGUAAUAAUAUAUUGCACGGGACCAAUUGUAAUUGUUGCUGCAAACUCAGCCGACGUUAGGCAGUUUUCCCAGCAACAUGAACGCCAUGGUUUCAAAAACAAUGUAUUGGUGAACAAUCUGGUUAAUCACCAGAACAAAAUAAAACAAAAUAACGAACAAGGAGAAAAGUCAAGGUUUAAAGGGGAAGCGCCGAUCAGUCAAGAAACGCGCUACUCCCCUACCUGGGCAUCUAUAGACUCUCGACCUAUACCGCAAUGGUACGACGAAGCCAAGAUCGGAAUCUUUCUUCACUGGGGUGUGUUCUCGGUUCCCAGCUACGUCGGAGCAUGGUUCUGGUAUUACUGGAAGGGACCAAACCCAAGACAAGAUGUUGUCGAUUUUAUGAAGAAGAAUUACAGACCAGAUUUUACCUAUGCAGACUUUGCAUCUAUGUUUACAGCAGAGUUUUACAACCCGGAUCAUUGGGCUGAUAUAUUUAAGGCCUCAGGAGCACAAUAUGUUGUUCUUACAACCAAGCAUCAUGAGGGGUUUUGCAACUGGCCAACCAAUCACUCAUUUAACUGGAAUGCAAUGGAUGUUGGCCCCAAACGUGAUCUUGUUGGAGAUCUUGCUGUAGCCGUUAGAAAGCAAGGCCUACGAUUUGGCACCUAUCACUCUUUGUUUGAAUGGUUUCAUCCUCUGUACCUCCAGGACGUGGCAAACAAUUUUACAACACAAGAUUUUGUCAUCGCAAAAACAAUGCCAGAGUUGUAUGAGUUGGUGAACACAUAUAAACCAGAUAUUGUUUGGUCUGAUGGCUGUGCUGGUCCAGACUACUAUUGGAACUCUACAGAAUUCUUAGCUUGGUUGUAUAAUGACAGUCCAGUGAAAGAUUAUGUUGUCACCAACGACAGAUGGUGUAGUGACUGUCUAUGCAAACAUGGUGGAUACUUUACUUGUGACGAUCACUAUAAUCCAAAAACCUUACAGGCUCGUAAAUUUGAGGACCCAACAACAGUAGAUAAAAAAGCAUGGGAGUUUAGGCGAGACCUGCAGCUGAGCGAUGUGCAUACAAUGGAAGACAUUACCACAUUGAUUGCUCAGGUAGUCAGUUGCGGAGGUAACUUGCUGAUUAAUGUGGGCCCCACAAAAGAAGGAAUCAUUGUACCCAUAUUUGAGGAACGUCUGAGACAGAUGGGACAGUGGCUGUCUGUUAAUGGAGAAGCGAUCUAUGCCUCAAAACCAUGGACAUAUCAGAAUGACACAAUUACUCCUGAUGUUUG
Candidula unifasciata is the source of this 1316-nucleotide messenger RNA. The record is from the annotation of a GenBank genome assembly. NCBI's taxonomy places the organism in Eukaryota, Metazoa, Mollusca, Gastropoda, Stylommatophora, Geomitridae.